AUGGUGUUUAAUCACCGUGGGUACUACACAGAUCACCGUGGGUACUACACAGAUCACCGUGGGUACUACACAGAUCACCGUGGGUACUACACAGAUCACCGUGGGUACUACACAGAUCACCGUGGGUACUACACAGAUCACCGUGGGUACUACACAGAUCACCCUGGGUACUACACAACUCAACCUGGGUACUACACAAAUCACUGUGGGUACUACACAAAUCACCGUGGGUACUAUACAAAUCACCCUGGGUACUACACAAAUCACCCUGGGUACUACACAAAUCACCCUGGGUACUACACAAAUCACCGUGGGUACUACACAAAUCACUGUGGGUACUAUACAAAUCACCCUGGGUACUACACAAAUCACCCUGGGUACUACACAAAUCACCCUGGGUACUACACAAAUCACCGUGGGUACUACACAAAUCACUGUGGGUACUACACAGAUCAACCUGGGUACUAUACAAAUCACCCUGGGUACUACACAAAUCACCGUGGGUACUACACAAAUCACUGUGGGUACUACACAGAUCAACCUGGGUACUAUACAGAUCACCCUGGGUACUACACAGAUCACCGUGGGUACUACACAGAUCAACCUGGGUACUAUACAAAUCACCCUGGGUACUACACAGAUCACCCUGGGUACUACACAGAUCACCCUGGGUACUACACAAAUCACCGUGGGUACUACACAAGACAAACAGAGUCCAAAAGGAAUUUCUCAAUAAAUAUCUACAUUGCUUAUGAGGAGUAUUAUUGA
Molecule: messenger RNA, 768 nt
Organism: Pecten maximus
Lineage: Eukaryota; Metazoa; Mollusca; Bivalvia; Pectinida; Pectinidae
Product: zinc finger protein 695-like
Exons: 1
Coding region: 1-768 (255 amino acids)
Source: RefSeq, a predicted model, not a curated record